AGCUUGUAAAAGGUGAAGCGGUGUAGUGAUCAGCUGUUCCACCACAACAUGGGAGGAUGAACGAGUCCCUCUCCUUUUUCUCACCAUAAUGUCCUCCUCGAGAGUCCCGGGCCUUCGUCAACACGGCCGGCACCAUCUUAUGCAGAAACUCCACUUCAGGGAGUUGUAUGGUGAGACGAGGCAAGCGCGCUCUCGGCCCCGCCAAAGGUUGUUCUACCAGCUGCCACAGCGCCUGGCGUUCUCCCUGGCCGAGGUGGCUCCUGCCUCUGCCUUGGCUGCCGGUCACGUGUUCCUAGGCUUCACAAAAUGCGGCCAGUUCGUGCUCUCCUACACACACUCCAGCGACACCGACGACCACACGCUGCAGAUGGAACACAGGUACAGACUCCACUGGUGGGUGUUUGUCCCCUACUCCCCGCUGAGGAAGGUGGCGGAGGUGAUGCUCUUUGGCGACCAGACACUACAAGCAAACGUGUACGCCUUCGAGAAUGUCUUCAUCUCCCUCUGUCAGUGGCCGCGAGACAUGUCGAAGAUUCUGGUGUAUGGCUGCAGCAUGAUCGAAGGCAGCGACGGCUCCAGCUCACAGACGCGCCGCUGCUGUGUCACCAUCACGGCCGUGCCCUCGCUGGACAACUGCUCCGCCUGCUACCAGGUUGCCACGUCCUAUGAGGAGGAAGACCUGGCUGAGCGGUGGAACAGCUGUGCGCGGUUCAGCUGCCUCAAGCAUGGCAUCACAGUACACACCAGCUUUGAGAUGGUGCCACCCUUCCCAAAAUUCAUCCCCAGCGUACAGAUGAAGCGGCGUGGCUUUGUGGUGCUCAACGCUGGCAACUUCAUCCAUGUGCUGCAUGUGGACAUUGAGAACAUGGACCGGCGAAUGAAGGAGGGGGAGGUGGAGGGGCCAAGACUAGGCAGCAUCAGGGUGAGGGAGGAGGAGGAGAGUGACGACGACCGGGACCACCAGGGGAAGGUCAAGAACAGGAGGGUGUCCGGGGAGCAGCAGCAGCAGCAGCAGUACAUCACCCCCAGUCUGAGGUCCCGGAAGUACUGCCCGACAGAGAGCACUGCCAGCGACCCCGAAGUGGACAGUCAGAGCAGCUGUGAGGAGGAGGAGAGGGACCAGUGUGUGGGCAACAAUGGCAGUGGACUGAAAAUCACUCUUAAUAUGGGCAGCGGCUACUCCCACAGCGCCUCCACCACAGACAAGGACAGGGAGUGGGAAAUCUUGAUAGGCAGUGUGCCGGCGCGGGGCGAGGGACGAACUAAGGGUGAAGGGAGUGGUGGUGGUGGCGGUGGUGGUGGUGGAGGCAGUGUCAGUAGUGCAGGAGGGAGUGGGUGUCAGGGAAGGGGUGCCACUGAGGGCCAGGGCAUCUCCCAUACCGGUGAAACUAAUGUCUGUGAUAAUAACAAAGGCCAGCUGGAGGGUGAUGCGCCCCGGCCAGGCCUGGCUUGCAAUCUCAAGCUCAAGGACUUCCAUUUUCUUGAGUCUUCGCCGUGCCACUACUAUGGCGAGAGCGACUAUUUUAAUGACAACGACUCAGAUGACUCAACGUGGUGCUCCCACACCAGCGAGGAAUCUCGUCGCAACGACCUCAGGGACCCGCCCGCCAGUGCGGGCGAGCGACACAGACCCCCGGCAGGCUGCUGUGGUGGGGGGCUCAGGGCUGACGACGGUAUCUUUGGCUCACCACAGCAGCAGCAGGGCAGCAGGAUGGUCCUCAGGAGCUCUAGUGAAAGUUCAUGCGGAGAAAAAACGCCAACCAAGCAGGCGGAAAAGGAGUACGAGUUUAUAGAUGAGAUUACAGACUCCCGGCAUGAGAAGCUGAGCGUGUUCCGGCGCCGGAGAUUGGCGGACAAGAAGUAUGAGUUCUCCGAUGAGAACAUGGAGAACGUGCCCCAGAACUACAGCAGCUUCCGCAAUCAGAGCCGCCGGCUGCUGAUGAGUCCCUCGCGGUCCCCGAGGUUCAGGGCGAUGGGUGUGCCUCUCUCGGAGCUGUCCAUUGACCUUGGGGAGUCCUCGGGCCUCCUGAGGUCAGUGUACGAGAAGCUGCUCAGUCCGGGGUCCAGCGGGGGCUCGCCCAGCGAUGUGCUGCGGCCCAUCAACCAGAACAUCACCAGCCCCAUCCUGUCCCCCCGUGAUGACCGCUGGAGAGAGGAGAUUGAGAUGCUGGAGAAGGCUGAGAUGCAGCGCUGGAGUUCCCGUGAGAGUCUGGGAGUGUUUGCCCUCAGCCCCGGCAGAGUCCAGAAGUCCUCGGAGAAGUAUACAUCCGGACUCACCCAGAACAGCAAUUCAGAACACACGCAGUCCAUGAGUUGUGUGGUGGACUUCAACCGGCGCUACAUAGAGGUGGAUGACGAGCUGGUGUCCAUCAUCACCGACAUAGAGGAUGAUGAGCUGAGCACGGCCACCGGCUACCACAACGCACUGCCACUGGAGGUGCAUGGCUCGGGAUACACCCAGAUGCAGAUGAUUUCCAACACCAAGGCUGAGAAACUGAAUGCUCCGGGAGUGUUGGUGAAGCAGGUGAGCCUUGACGUGGAGCAGUUUUGUCAUGAGAUGGCUCAGCGGCUGUGCACAGAGUCCAGCAAGAAGUACUUUUUCUGCAAUGAUUACAAUGUGGAGAUUGUUGAUGUGUGUCCAGACAGCGGGGACAUUGUGGCACUGGCUUCCAUGUUGGUCCAGGCCGCCACGCUGGUCAAGGGUCUGCCCAAGACGGCGCGCUCCCCCCUCAGCUCCCUCACGCGGCGGAAAUAUAAGACCACGGCAACCUUCGUCUUCAACAUGGACACCAAGCAGUAUUAUGUGGUGGAGAAGGAACCCCUGACAGAGACCGACCCUUAUUGUUUGGAGACCAUGGACUGUGAGGUGGGUGACGAGCGUUGGUGGCUGGGGGCACGUCAGGCGGCCAGACAGCUGCGGGCCCAGUGGUCCUGCCCCACAGACUACUACUCCAGUGUCAAGGUCAUGACCAAUGAGCCCUUCCUCAAAGGAAAAUCUCUGAACCACAUCAUGGAGAGCCAGCACCUGGUGGCCCUGGUCCUGGGGCCGCAGCCUCAAUGUUUGUGAGGUGCCUUGGCUCGCCACCCACACAGCCACUGCUGAAGCCAGAGCGGCGCCACAUUAGCUGUGUGUAUAUGAAGGCGUUCCUCACGUGGGCUUUUGGGCAAACUCUUCGAGGAAAAAUUAAGCUAGGAACAAAUUGAUUACUCAAGGCUGUCUGAUGCUGUUCCUUACCAGCUUCAGCCUUUGCCUCGAAGCCUGUCAGGGAAGCAGCAGCAGCAGCAGUGCAGCCUCACUGGUAUCUGUGUUGGGCACCUUGUGUACCUGCCAGCCAGGGCUUGGCUGCCCAAGACUUCUCUGAUGGCACUGAGGGCCACUGCUUGUGCCAUGCCACAACUCACCACAAUUACUACCUUCUACUGGGGCAUUACUAUUUAUUUGAAGUCUUGUUGCAGUUGUAUAGCUGUAUGUAUUGUGAACAGUUGCUUGUCAUUCUUCAUAUAUGUCCUGUUUUUUUGCAUAUUGCCAUGUAGCCAAAGCAUGUUGCUCAUUCCAGGUCAAGGCUCCUCCUGCAAGUUUCCUUUACAUGCCAUUUUACUCGUCACUCCACUCCAGAGCAGCUCCAGCACCAGCACCAUCAGGCGGGUGGCAGGGAGCUGCCAGCCUCAUUAAGUACCCAUAAGUGUGUUGUUUCCUUGCAUCUCAAUCUGUCGGACAGACCAAGUUGGCUUAGGACAGACAAGAGGUAUUACCAGAUAUUUAUUACUUUUAACAUGGAUUUUAUUUUGUUCUGUCAAUGUUCCUUACUCUGUAUUCCAUUCAUGAUGGCUUGCAUUGCUGCAAACAUACUUUGUUUUUAAGGACACUUACUUUGUGGUACGUGUCUAGAAUUGACCCACAGACACUCAAUUCAGUUCAUACUUUGGUUUACAGAAAACCAACUAUCAGAAGGUACAAACUUAACUGUAUUAAUUUCUUCUUGACUUCCUACUUGUAUGAAGACUGUGUUCUUUUUAAAACUAUAAGUUUCACCAACAUUUUGUACUGAAUUAGGCAGUUAUGCUCACUUGUACAUACACCAGGGAAAGAAAAUCCAUAAUUUAUGUUAGAAAUUGUCUUGAAGGCCUAUGAAGUAAUGACAUGGUGUCUUCAGGUGUUCAGAGGUUAGAGGUGACCUGGUAGCUCUUUAGGUGUGUGUAGCCAGGCAGAGGAAGGAAGGCCAGGGCAUAUGUAUCAUAUGGAUGAUGUGUAGACUACAGUGGAAAGAUUGUUUAGUUGUUAUUGAUUCAGGAGGACAAGGACCCGCACGAUAGAAUGAACAAAUUAUUGACUUAAGCAGCAAUGUCUGGUGCUCUGUUCUAAGGUUAGCAUUGUAUUUGGCAAAGAGAAAAUGACUGGACUGACACUUCCAUGCAGUGACCUACAACUCAUGGUGAUAACUCAUCUGGGAUCUUCCCAGUCAUAUAAAUGGCUUCAGUUCCUCAUAUCUUUCAGACAAUGCACUUAUAACUUCUAUUUCUAUCAUGUAAAAAUUGACAUUUUAGGAGUGUGCAGACAGAUGUGUCUGCAGCCCCUUUGACAGUUAGUGAUCUCUCAGUAGAGUCUCGGCACAAACCUUGCCCAGUGUAUUUCUUCCUUACUCUGUUGUGACUGACAAACCGCGACAAACGUGUGCUUGUAGUAUUUGGACAUUUUGUAUAUUCUUACGAACACAAGACUUUAUUAUGGAAAAUGGAAAACUAAUUUAUUUAUUUCCAGUUAUGACUGUCUUUGAUGACUAUGGUGAGUGUAUAAUUUACAUGAUGUUAAGGAACAAGUAUUUUUUAUCACUGAAGGUGCUAAGUCACUGAUAGCCAUCAGAACACACAUUGUGUGUCAAACUGCACAAUUUAUAUUUACCUAACCUCUCUUUCCUUUUCUGUAGGAAAAUUACUCCAAAUCUUUGCCAUAAAUGUGAUACUUAACAACAUCUUCCAAGAUUCACAAGUGUGUCUACAUUGACUAGUUCAGUUGUCAAGAACAUGCUGACACUAGUGUUCCCUUCAGUAUGACCGGUGUAGAAUGCCUCUGACUAUAACCUUACAAUCAGGUAAAAAUGUCAUGUACAUAGAAUGCCUUUACCUCCUCCACUUCAUCCUUUACAACAUUGCCUCCACACUUUUCCCAACACAGAGCAAGAUUGUCUGCGCCACAUGACAGCCAGAGGUAUUUCUUCAUUAGUCACCUCACUGUGUCCAAACAUGUUUCCAUUUAGUUGCCAUCAGAUAUUUCCUGUGUGUAAUAUCAUUCAUGUGUCAAGAGUAUGGCGGACAGUGAUCAGUUGUAAAAUUCAGUGCCUCGGACUGGCUGGUGCGAGCCAGCCACAGGUUUCUCAAAGGCUAGCCAGGCAACACACUCCUGUCACUUCAUGUUUGUGCAAUACUACAUGAUGACACUAAUUAUACACAAAUACAUGCACAUGCACACAGACACACACACUUACACAUGCAAUGAAUAAAACUAAUUGCCUUGAUUUCACUAUUGACAAUUUAAGGAUCAUUAAAAAGUAACCUGAGUAAGUUUAGAAUUCUAGGAGCAACAAAUUAUGACUAGAUUAAAUUUCAUACUACGUACAAGAUUCUGAAGGAUGGCCUUGACGCUUCAUAGGGCACGACCAACUCGCCUUGACUCAGGAGCUUCGGGCAUCUUGAAAUAUUACCGGGUGAAGCUGACUGAGGCCAACAGGACCCAGUCUUGUAUGUGUCAUAGCAACACACGGCACGUUUGCCAGUCAGUAUGCACUAUGGCCGUUGUCAGGGUUGGGCUGUUGGGGCUAUAGCCAUGAUUUUCUUGUGUGCGUAGCUCUGAAUCCUUUUUUGUAAUUAAUUUGAAGUAUUUCAGACUGGUUUCCUUUUGUUGCCCUCAGAUGGCAGAAAAUAUUGUCAGACAGUAAAAGAUGAAAUUUUCCUGGAAGAGUAUGCCCCCAGACCCACCCAUAACUUGCUCCGUCAUGGCAGAUUCUACAAAAUUGGACUAAGCCCCAAUGACCCAAGUGUCUGGCAACGGCACUGAUGCGCACCAUUCCAGUUAGUACUCAUGUCAGGAAAAAUACUGCUCUGAAAAAUUAAGCUAAGGUGUAAUCUAUUGAAUAUUAGCAAAAUAAGGAUUAAUAAGCUUUCUUUUGACACUGGCAAAUUUUAAUACACCAGCUCUGUUUUCCAUUUUGCAGAGUAUCUUGACCACUGUUCAGAAGAGUACUUUUUAGCUUUUCCCUGAUAUUAGUACUUAUUAGAAUGAUGUAUACAAACUGUUGAACGUACCCUGGCUAUGGAGGCACGUCACCCCAUCGAGUCACAAGAACAAAAUGACGGAGCGUCUUCACCCCAACAUCGGAUUCACUCUCAGACACGGCUGCAUUGUGUGCAAUCCCAUGGCUUCCAUAAUACCCAUCAUUUGGUACUCACUGAGCUUGACAAUUGUUUUCCUAAGUUACUGUAUUCAAGUUGAUGCUCAAAAUCACUUAACUUUGUCUUCAGUCUUGUGAAACGUUCAUUGCAACCACUCAGGGUGCCCUCAGGAAUUGUCACAGAACACUUUGUGGAAACAUGAAAACAAAGUUAGCCAGAUUGGUGUUUAGAGAGCGUCCGAGGGUGGGGUGGAGGCACAGGCAAACCCAAUCUCAGCAAUAACAAGUAGUCUAGGGUAUUACAAUUGUGCUCAAUAUUCAUUACUUCUGAUCAGACUACAGUGAGGUCUCAAAUAGGGCAAGAGUAAAAAUUUAAUGGCACAAGUUACAAAUAAUAAACAAAAACUAUAAUGUAUAUUCAGCAAGUUUCCAAGAAAUAAGCCACAGACGUUAAGGAACUAAAUGAUGAUAAACAUUGAUGAGUGAAAAUCAAAUAACAUGACCAAAUUAUAUAAAUUAAAAGAGUAAGAAUUAAAGAAAGCUUGAGCUAGUGUAACCACCUAAUUCUUACUCUAUUCAGGAUCCUACUGUAGUUUGUGAUGUAAAUUAAGAGGAUUGUGUCAUUAGGAAUUUAACUUGGACUGAGUUUGUAUCUGUUUGAAUUCUGAUGUUCCUGUUGACAAACGCAGCCGAGACGAACUACACCAGUAAGUUCCUGUAGUGAGGGUGAUCCACGACGCACCAAGAUACAUAGAUCUUAGGAGCCAGAGUGUGUCUGUGUUCUCCCAGUUCAUGUCACAAGAUUGGAAGUUUUGUUGAUAUUGUUUUGUUUCUGUGUCCAGUUUAAGCUGUGUUAAAUUUGUCCUCACUCCAUCCCCAUUUUUGCACUAACAUCAAGGGAAAAAUGAGCUGGAAAAUUGAGUUUAAAGAAUAAAAAUGAAAUACUGCCAUUGCAGUGAAUCAUUUAUGUACUUCAGCUUAAUUUUUGAGUUGCUUUUUCUCAACAUGUGCUAAAUGGGAUGGUGACACAAAAUGCUGAACACUCCUGAGCUAUCAUAUUUAUGUACCUCCCUCUCACCCUUUAUUGAUUUCUUGUAUGUAUGUAUCGCAAGACUGCUUACCUACCUACCUACCUACCUACAAUGUGCAUUUCUGUCUCCUCUGAGUAUUAGGUGUUGCAUCCUGAACAAGUGAGGACCUGAGUAGUGUGUAAGGGAAGGAUUUGGUUGUCAGUUCCGUUAGAGUCCAAUCACCAACUUGUGUACUCCAGUCCAUUAGUACAUGUAUCGGGGAAAACUAUAUAUGGCAAACUGAGCCGAGGUGUAAGAGUUGUUAGAAUGCAUAUUACUACCACUUCUAAUACUAUUAUCCCUCCCCCCUCCACUGCUGCUACUACCUAGUAACACAACUAAUACUAUUUCUCCUCCUAUUAUUACUUAUGCUUCUACUUCUCUUACAGUUGUGACAUUCAGAGCUGUUUGCUGCUCACCAUCCAUUCUCCCUGGAGCUAAUGACCUAACUAAACAGAAGGUCCAAUUAGCACAGAGUUCCCUUCUAUCUGGCAAUGGGUUUAAAAUUCCCCUGUUACAUUUUUAGCUUCUGUUUUAAAGUAAAUAUGUAUUAAACACUUUUUCCUUUGGCAGUUGGUUUUUAUAAAUCUGAUAUUUUCUUCGAUCUUUUUACCAAACAGGAGUACUCAUUGAAUCUGUGUUUAAUACAUUUUUUUCUGACUGGUGAUCGUUUUUUAUAAAUGACAUUUUGGGGGGAUACUCUUUUUUUUCCCCCAGACUGGAGUACUAAUUCAACUGGUGUUCAUGAGUUGGUAAAUCUCCUCUACAUUGCAAGCAAAUGCUGGGGGCGGCAGGGCUCGCCUCUGCUGCCCAGGUUUUGAUAAGUUGAAGUAUUAUAAGCGACUUCCCCAGUGAAGGAAACUGUGGACCUUUUUUAUAUUGUAUCAGAAGAAGAAUAUAGUUUUGUUAGAGGACAAUGUAGUCAGGCCACUUUUGUCUCAUUACCCACAUUUGUGUACUUAUGUAUCUAUUACCAUGAUCAGUAAAUCAAUAUUUAUUUUA
Molecule: messenger RNA, 8458 nt
Organism: Eriocheir sinensis (Chinese mitten crab)
Lineage: Eukaryota; Metazoa; Arthropoda; Malacostraca; Decapoda; Varunidae
Exons: 13
Coding region: 89-3067 (992 amino acids)
Biological process (GO): protein ubiquitination
Cellular component (GO): Cul4-RING E3 ubiquitin ligase complex
Source: RefSeq, a predicted model, not a curated record